This is a messenger RNA of Colossoma macropomum (tambaqui), 2293 nucleotides long. RefSeq names its product septin 5b (gene septin5b). The coding region runs from base 41 to 1150 and encodes 369 amino acids. Gene Ontology annotation, cellular component: microtubule cytoskeleton; septin ring; synaptic vesicle. Gene Ontology annotation, biological process: cytoskeleton-dependent cytokinesis; regulation of exocytosis. Gene Ontology annotation, molecular function: GTPase activity; GTP binding; molecular adaptor activity. The record is from RefSeq and is a predicted model, not a curated record. The transcript has 12 exons. Lineage: Eukaryota; Metazoa; Chordata; Actinopteri; Characiformes; Serrasalmidae.
GUUGAAAUUCGGGUGGGCAAAAAAGGCGACCUCGACAAGGAUGACGACCAACACCAGGUACAAGAACAGGACUGUAAAAGCAGAGGACGGGGAGGAGAAAGAAUAUGUGGGCUUUGCCACCCUCCCAAACCAGGUUCACAGGAAGUCUGUGAAGAAAGGAUUUGACUUCACUUUGAUGGUGGCCGGAGAGUCUGGUUUGGGAAAGUCUACAUUGGUGAAUAGCUUGUUCCUCACAGAGCUGCACAAGGAUAGGAAGCUGCUGAAUGCUGAAGAGCGGAUCAACCAGACAGUUGAAAUCACCAAGCACACAGUUGAUAUUGAGGAGAAAGGGGUGAAGCUGAAGCUGACCAUUGUGGACACUCCAGGUUUUGGUGAUGCUGUCAACAACACAGAAUGCUGGAAACCCAUCACAGACUACAUUGGCCAGCAGUUUGAGCAGUACUUCCGGGAUGAAAGUGGCCUAAACAGGAAGAACAUCCAGGAUAACCGUGUCCACUGUUGCCUAUACUUUAUCCCCCCUUUUGGACAUGGGCUGCGGCCAGUGGAUGUGGAGUUCAUGAAGGCACUUCAGGACAAGGUCAAUGUGGUUCCCCUCCUCUCCAAGGCUGACUGCCUGACUCCAACAGAAAUGCGGAAGAUGAAGGACAAAGUGAGAGAAGAGAUUGAGAAGUUUGGAAUCAAAGUGUAUCAGUUCCCUGACUGUGACUCAGAUGAGGACGAGGAGUUCAAGCAGCAGGACCGAGAGCUGAAGGAGAGCACUCCGUUUGCUGUGAUUGGGAGUAAUACUGUGGUGGAGGCUCGAGGCCAGCGGGUCAGAGGGAGACUCUACCCAUGGGGCAUUGUUGAAGUGGAGAAUCAGUCACACUGUGACUUUGUCAAGCUGAGGAACAUGCUGAUCCGCACACACAUGCAUGACCUGAAGGACAUUACAUGUGACGUUCACUAUGAAAACUACAGAGCUCAGUGCAUUCAGCAAAUGACCAGCAAACUGACACAGGACAAUCGUGUGGAGAGCCCUAUUCCUAUUCUGCAGCUGUCCACUCCUGAUGUGGAGACAGAGAAGCUGAUCAAAAUGAAGGAUGAGGAGCUGAGGAGGAUGCAGGAGAUGCUUCAGAAAAUGCAGCAGCAGAUGCAUGAGCAAGACCUGUAAAGUGCAACAGUGCAGUACCCUGAAGCAAGUAGCUUGAUGUUUGUGGAAAACAAGUAGCAGUGUGAAGAAAUGGUGAAUUUGCCCUUGUCUACUUUUUCCACACAGACUCCUGAUCAAAAUGCCAGAGUCUGAGAAAGCAUUUACGAAUUUAGAACUUUAUAUACACAAUUGUACGCAUGGCUGAUGCACUGAAAGUUUAGGUAACAUUUCUGAGGUUAUACAUGGGUCUAAAACCACCAAUAAGUUUUCACACUUGAUAUGAUAUGGUAUGUAAAGACAGUUAAGUUGUGAGUGUAACGGUUUUAUACACCGUCAGUGAAUGUUAGUAGUUUCAUCUCCUCUUUAACUUCUUCCACGUUAUAUCACAGUGGUUUUGGUUUUGGUGAAAGUUACAUAUGUAUUCUUUAUUUAGGAAUAUUUGUAUGUUAUUGAGUGAGUGAGUGAGUGAGUAGCAGUGCAAGACAGGGUAUUUGUGUGUAUUUUGUUCUCUAAACUAUUUAUUAUAAUUCUUAGUAAUAGCUUUGUAGCAGGAUUUUUGUGUUCCCAGACAGUUUUGAAGUAUUAAGACAUUUUAAUUCCUUAACUACCAGUUUCAUCACACAUUAUUACUUAUUUACAUGUAAGAGUACACUUUAAUAUUUUACAUGUAUGUGUUCUGUUUUACUGCAGAUCCUGAUCCUGCCAAACUGAAUGACUUAGAAGUUACCUGAGAAUUCACAUCGAUGAAUGUGAAAUCUCAGGUAACUUCCAUUUUUUUUGUCUUUCUCUUUUAUAAGACAUUUUUGUCACUCUUUGGGUAUUUUCCUCUGAUGAUAAAGCAGAAUAAUAGUCUGGUUAAAAGUCUGGUUUAAUGUAACAACUUCUACCAUUUUGCACAAGAAUUUAUAUAAUCACAAAUAAACAAAAAUAACUACUUUUAUAUUGUUAACUGCAAUAGUGAUAUUGGACAUGUUUCAUCAUUACAGGGGCACUGAUGUGUGGUGCAAGUGUGUUUGGCAUAGGUUUAGGUAAACACCCCUUAAGUCCUAUCUGAUUUUAAAAGCUACCCGUGUUCAGUAUUUUAGGUAUUUUUAUCUGCAUGCCAAAGAACAACUGUCAUGGUUUGCUGGUUUUUAUGAGAAAUAAAGGCCUUGUUUCUCUGCA